Protopterus annectens (West African lungfish) is the source of this 4847-nucleotide messenger RNA. It is a transcript of the gene FLII, whose product is annotated as FLII actin remodeling protein. Gene Ontology annotation, biological process: barbed-end actin filament capping; actin filament severing; actin polymerization or depolymerization. The coding region runs from base 88 to 3861 and encodes 1257 amino acids. NCBI's taxonomy places the organism in Eukaryota, Metazoa, Chordata, Ceratodontiformes, Protopteridae. The transcript is spliced from 30 exons. The record is from RefSeq and is a predicted model, not a curated record. Gene Ontology annotation, cellular component: nucleus; cytoplasm; actin cytoskeleton. Gene Ontology annotation, molecular function: phosphatidylinositol-4,5-bisphosphate binding; actin filament binding.
CGGAAAGAAGCGUGGGUACUUCAGUAACACGCCCAUAAAUAGACGUCUGACUCGGAAGCUUGGGAGGGCCCAGCUUUGGGAAGAAUUAUGGCUGCCACCGGUGUGUUGCCCUUCAUCAGAGGAAUAGAUCUUACUGGAAAUGAAUUCAAGGGUGGUUACUUUCCUGAACAUGUGAAGUCCAUGACCAGCCUGCGAUGGCUGAAAUUGAACAGAACAGGACUAUGCUACCUGCCAGAAGAAUUGGCUGCUCUGAAAAAGCUGGAACAUCUGUCCGUGUGCCAUAACAGCUUAACCACAUUACAUGGGGAACUGUCCAGUCUGCCAUGCCUAAGGGCAAUAGUGGCUCGGGCUAACAGCCUGAAGAAUUCUGGUGUUCCUGAUGAUAUAUUUCAGCUGGAAGACUUGUCUGUCUUGGAUCUCAGCUAUAAUCAGCUGACAGAAUGUCCAAGAGAGCUGGAAAACUCUAGAAAUAUGCUAGUCCUCAAUCUAAGUCAUAACAGCAUCGAUAACAUCCCAAACCAGUUGUUCAUCAAUCUCACAGAUCUUCUCUACUUGGACCUCAGUGAUAAUCAGCUGGAGAGCCUGCCCCCUCAAAUGCGACGGCUUGUGCAUCUGCAGACCCUCAUUCUUAACAACAACCCUCUCAUGCAUGCCCAGCUCAGGCAACUUCCUGCACUGAUCGCUUUACAGACAUUGCACCUUAGGAACACACAGCGCACCCAAACUAAUCUUCCCACCAGCUUGGAGGCCCUUACUAACUUAGCAGAUAUUGACCUGUCCUGUAAUGAUUUGACCAGAGUCCCCGAGUGUCUAUAUACUCUUUCUAACUUGAAACGCCUGAACCUUAGCUCUAAUCAAAUCGCAGAACUAUCACUAUGCAUUGAUCAGUGGACACAGCUUGAAACCCUCAACCUUUCCAGAAACCAACUUACUUCUCUUCCGUCUGCUAUCUGCAAGCUUACCAAGCUGAAAAAGCUGUAUAUUAACUCAAACAAGCUGGAUUUUGAUGGCAUUCCAUCAGGUAUUGGAAAACUUGCAAACCUGGAAGAAUUUAUGGCUGCUAAUAAUAACUUGGAACUUAUACCAGAGAGCUUGUGCAGAUGUGGCAAGUUAAAGAAACUGGUUCUUAACAAGAAUCGUCUUGUCACAGUUCCAGAAGCUGUUCACUUCCUUACAGACCUUGAGGUAUUGGAUGUUCGGGAGAACCCAAGCUUGGUGAUGCCUCCAAAACCAGUGGACAGAACAUCUGAAUGGUAUAAUAUUGAUUUCUCACUACAGAAUCAAUUGCGAUUGGCUGGAGCAUCGCCUGCCACAGUUGCAGCUGCUGGAGGAGGAAGUCCUAGUAAGGACUCAACAGCCAGGAAGAUGCGUUUGCGGAGGAGGAAAGAUUCCUCUCAGGAUGACCAAGCAAAACAAGUACUGAAAGGAAUGAGUGAUGUGGCACAGGAAAAAGUGAAGACUGAGCAAGAAAGUGGUGAUAUGAAAUACAGUGAUCUGAAGGCAAGAAGAUGGGACCAGGGCUUGGAGAAGCCUCGUCUAGACUACUCUGAGUUUUUCACUGAGGAUGUUGGACAGAUUCCAGGUGUUACUAUAUGGCAAAUUGAAAACUUCGUCCCUGUUAUUGUUGAUGAAGCUUUCCAUGGGAAGUUCUAUGAAGCAGACUGCUACAUUGUGCUUAAGACAUUCCUGGAUGAAAAUGGAGCUCUAAACUGGCAUAUUUACUACUGGAUUGGACAGGAAACUACAUUGGAUAAGAAAGCCUGCUCAGCUAUCCAUGCUGUGAACCUUCGGAACUACCUUGGAGCAGAGGGCAGGACAAUCAGAGAGGAAAUGGGAGAGGAAAGCGAAGAAUUUACAGCAGUAUUUGAUGGCGUGAUUUCUUACAUCGAAGGAGGAACAGCCAGUGGAUUCUACACUGUGGAAGACGCUCAGUAUGUCACCAGGCUGUAUCGUUCUUAUGGUAAGAAGAAUAUUAAAAUGGAGCCCGUACCACUGAAAGGGUCUUCACUUGAUCCACGGUUUAUUUUCCUACUGGAUAAUGGUUUGCUAAUUUUCAUCUGGAGAGGAGCUCAAGCCACCCUCAGUGGAAGUACAAAAGCCAGACUGUUUGCAGAGAAGAUCAAUAAAAAUGAGAGGAAGGGCAAAGCUGAAAUUAUACAGCUGGUACAAGGCCAGGAAACACCAGAGUUCUGGGAAGCCUUGGGAGGACAGCCUGAAGAAAUCAAGGUGAACGUUCCCGAUGACUUCCAGCCUCCAAAGCCUAAGCUGUACAAGGUUGGCCUUGGGUUGGGGUAUUUGGAGCUUCCCCAGAUUAAUUACAAACUGUCUGUAGAGCAUAAGAAGAAGCCAAAAAUUGACCUUCUUCCAGAUAUGCGACUGGUUCAAAGUCUUCUGGAUACUAAAUGUGUUUAUAUUGUGGACUGCUGGUCUGAUGUGUUUAUUUGGAUCGGACGCAAGUCUCCACGUUUGGUCCGUGCUGCAGCACUGAAACUAGGGCAGGAGCUCUGCAGUAUGUUACACCGUCCCAAACAUGCAAUGGUCAUCCGAAACCUUGAAGGAACUGAGUGCCAGAUAUUUAAGUCGAAAUUUAAGAACUGGGAUGAUGUUUUAAAGGUGGACUACACUCGAAAUGCUGAUACUGUGCUAAAGAAAGAAGGGCUGAUGGGAAAAGUGAAGAAAGAUGCUGAGAGCAAAGAUAACAUGAAGGCCGAUCUAACAGCUCUCUUCCUGCCACGCCAACCACCCAUGCAAUUGGCAGAGGCUGAACAGUUGAUGGAGGAGUGGAAUGAAGACCUUGAUGGAAUGGAAGGAUUUGUUCUGGAAGGGAAGAAGUUUGCACGAUUACCCGAGGAAGAAUUUGGACACUUUUAUGUGCAAGACUGCUAUGUCUUCCUUUGCAGGUAUUGGGUACCGGUUGACAAUGAAGAAGAAAACAAAGAAAACAAGGAUGAGGAAGAGGGUGACGAUGAAGAUAAGCAGCCCGAAGAAGAUUUUCAGUGUGUUGUUUAUUUCUGGCAAGGCCGAGAGGCAUCUAACAUGGGAUGGCUGACUUUUACAUUCAGCCUGCAGAAGAAGUUUGAGAGCCUUUUCCCUGGCAAACUGGAGGUAGUACGGAUGACACAACAGCAGGAAAACCCCAAAUUCCUCUCUCAUUUCAAGAGGAAGUUCAUUAUUCACAAGGGGAAGAGGAAACAGAAGGAGAAUCUCCAGCCAAGUUUAUACCAUAUCCGAACUAAUGGCAGUGCACUGUGCACUAGAUGCAUUCAGAUUGCCACAGAUGCCAGCCUUCUGAAUUCCGAGUUCUGUUACAUCCUUAAGGUACCCUUUGAAAGUAUAGAUAACCAAGGCAUUGUGUAUACCUGGGUAGGAAGAGCUGCAGACCCAGAUGAGGCCAAGCUUGCCGAAGAAGUCAUGAACCACAUGUUUCAUGACUCCUACAGCAAGCAGGUGAUAAAUGAGGGAGAAGAACCUGAAAACUUCUUCUGGGUUGGUAUUGGUGGACAGAAGCCAUACGAUGAGGAUGCAGAAUAUAUGAAACAUGCCAGACUGUUCAGAUGCUCCAAUGAGAAGGGAUAUUUUGCAGUCUCAGAGAAAUGUUCGGACUUCUGUCAGGAUGACCUGGCAGAUGAUGAUAUUAUGUUGCUGGACAACGGAAAAGAGGUCUACAUGUGGGUUGGAACACAGACCAGUCAAGUGGAGAUCAAGCUUAGUCUCAAAGCAUGUCAGGUUUAUAUCCAGCACAUGCGGUCAAAAGAUGCAGAACAUCCACGCAAGCUACGGCUGGUCCGUAAAGGGAAUGAACAGCAUAAUUUUACGCGCUGCUUCCAUGCCUGGAGCAGUUUUCGGAAACCACCAGCUUAAAUUAUACAAAAAUCCAAAGCACAAGCUUCUACUCAAGCAGUGGGAUUUAUGAAUGUAAUGAAAGGAGAGAUAACCUAGACUUUGCAAAUAUUUGUUCAAGGACUUUAACAGUCACCAAGAAAGCAGACCUGAGAAAGUCUUUGUUAAACUUUAAGAGAUGAAGGAACACUUUAGGGGUUUUGUUGCAUAUUUCUAGCAUGAAAUAGAUGCAUCAGUGUUGCAGGGCCAACACUGAAUUAUGCUAAAGCACUUUGCAGUUACUGUAACUUCUCCCUUCCUCCCCACAUUUUAAUAUAUUCUGCUCUUUUAAUUUUGAACAGCUGUGAGUUUGACUAUUAUCAUUAAAAUACUUUUAAGAAAAUUCAGUUUGCUGUAAUAAAUUGUCUGUAUCUGCAGCCAGGUAUCAUGUACCUGUGUAUGUCUAAGGUUACAGACUUAAUAGUGCAUCACUGUGAUAAUAACAGAAUGUUGGACCAUUUAUUCUGCUCCAUGCUUUCUUGGAAGGAUUAUAACCAUAGGUAUCAUGCUUCAAAGUUGAUGGUGCCAUAAUCUGUCUUGCUUACAACUUAAAGUAUUUUAUGAUAAAGAAGUCAUUGUUUCAUUUCCAUGAGGCUGGAUCCGUGCAUGUGAUUAUACCUACUUGCACAUAGCCUGUUAUGCUCCAGUAAUCAUGUGUUGCAAAGAAUAUAAAAUGAGAAUUAAAGAAAAAAAAGGAUCACUGAACAGUAAAGGAAGCCUGUUUAUAAUCUGUGUAUGAACUCACGAUGGGGUAUAGCUCUUGCCAGUAACUGCCCCUGAAGUUGCUUGCCUUCAUUAUAUUUUUAUGAGCUAGUUUUGCACGUGGCAGUGAGCAAUAUUUUUUCUUGCUAAUAAGGCUCAUUUUCAUGGAGGAAAUAUUUUACAAAAGAACAGAUGUGUCUAUACUGUAUUUAUAAAUUUUGUAUCUGAAUAAAAUUGCACAUCACAUUUGCUCUUUCACUUGCUAA